This is a messenger RNA of Pygocentrus nattereri (red-bellied piranha), 1248 nucleotides long. It is a transcript of the gene uchl3, whose product is annotated as ubiquitin carboxyl-terminal esterase L3 (ubiquitin thiolesterase). The transcript is spliced from 9 exons. Lineage: Eukaryota; Metazoa; Chordata; Actinopteri; Characiformes; Serrasalmidae. The record is from RefSeq and is a predicted model, not a curated record. Bases 116 to 808 code for a protein of 230 amino acids. Gene Ontology annotation, biological process: ubiquitin-dependent protein catabolic process; protein deubiquitination. Gene Ontology annotation, molecular function: cysteine-type deubiquitinase activity. Gene Ontology annotation, cellular component: cytoplasm.
UUUUAUCACCCAUAUGAUUUGUCUUAGCCAUCGGCUCGUAGAUCCUCGUUACACAUCGAGGGAGACGCUCCCUUCUGUCUUAUUAAACUAGUCACAGACCUGUAGCUGGUGUGAAAUGGAGGGCCAGCGCUGGCUGCCACUGGAGGCUAAUCCAGAAGUUAUGAACCAAUUUUUACGACAGUUGGGCUUGGUUCCGACCUGGCAGUUUGGAGAUGUUUAUGGUUUAGACCCAGAGCUCCUCACGUUAGUGCCAAGGCCUGUGUGUGCUCUUCUUCUCCUCUUCCCUGUGACAGAGAAGUAUGAGUCAUUUAGACUGGAGGAAGAAGCAAAGAUUAAGGCCCAGGGGCAAGAAGUGUCAUCAGAGGUGUACUUCAUGAAACAAACCAUUGGCAAUGCAUGUGGCACAAUAGGGUUGAUUCAUGCGGUGGCAAAUAAUCAAAGGCAUCUGGAGUUUGAGCCCGACUCACCAUUGAAGGCAUUUAUAGUGCAAUCCUCUAAGCUAAGCGCUGAGGAAAAAGCGACUUUCCUUGAAAAAGACGAGAGUAUCCGUGUAACACAUGAGUCAAGUGCUCAAGAGGGCCAAACAGAGGCUCCAGGUUUAGAUGAAAAGGUGGACUUGCAUUUUAUUGCCUUUGUGAAUGUUGAAGGACAUUUAUAUGAGUUGGAUGGACGAAAACCUUUUCCAAUUGCUCAUGGGAAAACCGCAGAGGACAGUUUUCUUGAGGACGCUGCAGAGGUCUGCAAGAAGUUCAUGGCACGUGAUCCGCAGGAGCUACGCUUCACUGUAGUGGCUCUCUCCAAAGCAUAAACCACUUGUCCACCUAUUGUGUUUUUUUUUUUUCUUCAAGAAGACAACUGCCAAUCAUUCUCAAGUGCUGAACACAUCAGAAUGUUUGCAUUUUUACAGAAUAGAUUUUGAUAAAAUGGAUGUUUGCUAAAUGUUUUCACUAUUAUAACUACAGAUUCCCAUGACCUCAGUCAUAAGACUGAAAUGCAGUUGUACAAUAAUAUAACUGACUGAAUCAGUGUUCAAGUAAAACUUGAAGUAAAAAUCAUAUCAGAUGACUUCAAUGACUAUGUGCAUUGUAACUUGCUUGUGUCCCACAUACCGGCACUCUAAUUAGACGGUAAUUGUUUCACCAAACAUCAAAAAGACUUGAUAUGUUGUUGAAAAUACAGAUGCUCCAAAUUUGAUUAAAUUAUAUGGGUUUAAAUAAUAUUAAAGGUCACACUCUUUACAAACAUUGA